UCAGUACCGACGUUCUCGUGCCACAAGUAACUUUGCUCAAUCCUUGUUCUCUUUCAUUUUCUUCAUUCCGAUGAAUGCAGCAUCAUCGACGUCCGUAGUAUCCAAUGGCUUUUCGAGCAACGGGGUUACACCUCCUACUGGGCAGUCAGAAUGCUCAUUCAAUGGCAGCCAGCAUGAGCCAACGAAUUUUGCUGUGCCUAAUGGAUUCUCGCAUCCUCCGUACCAAAUGCACAACGAGGAGAUAGUACAUCACCUCUAUCAUGCGGGAUUUCAGACUGGUAAUUAUGCCGACACCAUACUUCAUGUGCAUCAAAAUACCUACCGCCUUCAUGCCAUCAUUCUUUCAAGAUCGCCGUUGCUAGCGCAUCUUAUGUCAACCUCACCUCAGUCAGGAGCUCAGCGUGUGAUAUAUGUACAGCUUGAACAUGAGCCAGAGGUUACCCAAGAAGGCUUUGCCAUAGCGCUAGGAUAUCUAUAUUCAUCGGUUUCGCUAAGUCUCAUCCGGCCUGACAACGCACGAGGCGUACUUGCAGCUGGUUGUCUACUGGGAGGCAUGGAUGAAUUGUGCGGUUAUGCUUAUGAUGGAUGCAGACAGUCGAUCAACGUGGAGACAAUCAAUGAAUGGCUCACGUUCAUCGACACGAUUCCUUCAUCGCCGGAUGAAUCUCUCACCCCUGAGCUGUCGCUUACGUCUGUCUUCGGUCACUUUGCCCAAAGAUUGCGGGAUGAUGUUUUUCACUUCCUCGUGGUGACACUCCCCAACGCCCUGGAAAUUAAUUCAUCCGAGUCGGACCCAUCACAAGGCCACACCGGUCGUGACACCCUGUUGCGUGUAUUUUCCCUUGUGCCCUUCGACAUGUUUAAAUCGGCGGUCGAAUCACGCGCGUUUGAAAUUGGAUCUGAUCAAAGUCGUUUUAAGUUUGCGAAGGAUGUUAUAGAGAUGAGGAAGAAGGGGAUUGCACGAGGGCACGGGGCAGAAGAAACGGUUGUUUUAGCAUUCGGCGGAGGGCAUCCUGGUGGAAGCGCCGUUCACGUCACUCGAAAGAUACGAAAGCGGCCCCUAUGGAAGGUCAACUCAUGAAACUGAAUCUUAUUGGGAAAGUCGUAUUACGUGACUUUUACUCUUGCAAUCCUAGUUGACCUAUUUUUUGCUCCUCGUUGAGGUACUCAGUGCUCACGCGCGCCAAUGCUCCUGAGCGUUAGUUUGGAGUGAAAAAAUAUCCUUGAAAUAGGCUGAUUAUCUAUCGUGUAAUCUGAAAGGCAAUUGACUUGGCAACGUGCGUUAUUGGCCUUCAGAACGCUCCGGAACUUGCAACUGAGCAUUAAUAUUGGACCGGGUCGAGGACGCUCAGCGUAGCGGGCUCGCCUUCGCCGUACACGAUUUAUCCCGUGCAUGUGCAUACCGGUUAUCGCCCGAUAUAGUAAAAAACAGGUUCCGAGAGCAUACCGGAUGAAUAUUGAAUUAUCCACCUCAAUCCCGAAAUUGGUGACGACUCCGGACCCUUUUCGGUUUUUUUAGAUGAAG
This is a messenger RNA of Suillus clintonianus, 1525 nucleotides long. RefSeq lists its product as uncharacterized. NCBI's taxonomy places the organism in Eukaryota, Fungi, Basidiomycota, Agaricomycetes, Boletales, Suillaceae. Gene Ontology annotation, molecular function: protein binding. The transcript has 7 exons. The coding region runs from base 71 to 1081 and encodes 336 amino acids. The record is from RefSeq and is a predicted model, not a curated record.